Coffea arabica (coffee) is the source of this 7008-nucleotide messenger RNA. RefSeq lists its product as uncharacterized. NCBI's taxonomy places the organism in Eukaryota, Viridiplantae, Streptophyta, Magnoliopsida, Gentianales, Rubiaceae. Gene Ontology annotation, molecular function: zinc ion binding. The record is from RefSeq and is a predicted model, not a curated record.
AAAAAAGGCUACUGUUACCCAAUUUCUAACAAUUAUCCAUUGUCCCCACCCACAAAAACUGACUCCAAUUUCCUUCCAGUUUCCUUCUCUCUCUCACUGUCCCCAUUUGUGGAAAAAUCAGUCUAAUGAGUUAGGGCUAUCGAUUUACCCUCCAAACUCGAUUAAUUUACACCCACAACCUACUUUCCUCCUCCUCGAUUCAGAUCUCCUAACAACCUAAACAUUGGACAGCCAAACCCCAUUAAGCUAAUCAAGUCUACUCUAUUUGGGAAUUUUGGCAGUUUCUUUGUACUGGUUUGGAGUAUACGCAAUUUGGGGGAACCCAUUUGGAUUUUUGGGGAAAUAUUCAUUUUAGGUAUGCCCGCGUGGGAAUUUUGGUGAAUUGAAGGUGAAGGAGUGUCAAGAUUGUGGUUUUUGUGGGGUAUUUUGUGGAGGUGGAAUGGCUGAGCUGGCAUUAACUCAAAGAAUGCCAAAUUCGGAUAUGGGGUUGAGGGAUGAGAGUUUAGUCAUUGGGCAAGAUUUUUCGGGUGUUGAUGCUUGUAGGAGGGAUAUGGUUGAGCAGGAUUUAACGUCAACUGCUACAAAUUUGGAUGUUGGAUUGCCAGACCAGCCUUUAGUUAUUGGACAAGAGUUCCCAGAUGUCGAUAGUUGUAGGAGGACUUUGAAGGACAUAGCUAUAGCAAUGCAUUUUGAAAUUCGGAUUGUUAAGUCAGAUAGGAGUAGGUUCAUAGCUAAGUGCUCCAAAGAGGGGUGUCCAUGGCGCGUUCAUGUGGCGAAAUGUCCUGGAGUUCCUAAAUUUACGGUUAGGACACUUCAUGGAGAGCAUACUUGUGAAGGAGUUCAAAGCCUCCACCAUCAACAGGCAUCUGUGGGAUGGGUUGCAAGGUCUGUGGAAGCUCGUGUUAGGGAUAAUCCUCAAUACAAGCCAAAGGAGAUUUUGCAAGAUAUUCGGGAUAAGCAUGGGGUUGCUGUGUCAUAUAUGCAAGCCUGGCGUGGAAAGGAGCGUAGCAUGGCUGCAUUACAUGGGACUUUUGAGGAAGGUUAUCGGCUUCUUCCAGCAUAUUGUGAACAGAUAAGAAGGACCAAUCCAGGGAGUAUUGCUUCAGUUGUUGCCACUGGACAAGAUAAUUGUUUCCAACGGCUCUUUGUUUCUUACCGUGCAGCAAUUUAUGGGUUUCUUAAUGCUUGUAGGCCGCUUUUAGAACUUGACAGAGUUCAUCUCAAAGGCAAGUACUUGGGUUCAAUAAUUUGUGCCGCUGCUGUGGAUGCUGAUGAUGCAUUGUUUCCAUUAGCAAUAGCUGUUGUUGAUUCAGAAAGUAAUGAAAAUUGGAUGUGGUUCAUGUCUGAACUCCGCAAACUUCUUGGAGUGAACACUGAUAGCAUGCCAAGACUUACAAUACUUUCUGAGAGAACGAUGGGGAUGGUAGAGGCAGUUGAGACACAUUUUCCAAAUGCUUUUCAUGGUUUUUGUCUGCGUUAUGUCAGUGAGAAUUUUCGUGAUACAUUCAAGAACUCUAAGCUGGUGAAUAUCUUCUGGAAUGCAGUUUAUGCACUUACAUCUGCUGAAUUCGAAAACAAAAUAGCUGAGAUGGUGGAUAUUUCACAAGAUGUUCUAGCAUGGUUUAACCAGUUUAACCCGCAGCUGUGGGCUGUGGCUUACUUUGAGGGAGUACGAUAUGGCCAUUUCACACUGGGAGUCACUGAGUUGUUGUAUAAUUGGGCACUGGAAUGUCAUGAGCUUCCCAUAGUACAAAUGAUGGAGCACAUUCGCCAUCAGAUGACAUCAUGGUUCGGUGAUCGUCGUAAUAUGGGCAUGAGGCUGACAUCAAUUCUUGUACCUUCUGCUGAAAAGAAGAUUGCAGAAGCAAUUGCAGAUGCUCGUUGCUACAAAGUUCUUCGUGCAAAUGAAGUUGAAUUUGAGAUUGUGUCAACUGAACGGACAAAUAUUGUGGACAUAAGAAGUCGUAUUUGUUCUUGUCGACGGUGGCAACUUUAUGGACUGCCAUGUGCACAUGCUGCUGCUGCGCUUAUCUCUUGUGGUCAGAAUGCUCAUUUAUUUGCGGAGCAUUGUUUUACUGUACACAGCUGCCGUGAAACUUAUUCACAGAUGAUAUAUCCUAUACCAGAUAGGAGCCUUUGGAAGGAGCCUGGUGAAGGAGCAGAGGGUGGAGGUGCCAAGGUGGAUAUUACUAUCCGUCCACCUAAGACUCGUAGGCCUCCUGGAAGGCCUAAAAAGAAGGUUCUCCGCAUAGAGAGUUUCAAACGUCCAAAGCGGGUUGUUCAAUGUGGUCGCUGCCAUAUGCUGGGACACUCUCAAAAAAAGUGCACAUUGCCAACAUGAUCCUUUAGUUCUCCAUUUUAUCUUUUCCUUUUUUUUUUUCCUUUUUUGCCAUUCUUUUUUAUUAUGAAGUUUCCAUGUGAAGUGUUCUGUCCUUGUAAGAUUGACGUACUUCUUCAGCAAAUUAGUUACUAAGCAGGCACAUGGCUUCCAUGCUGUAGUUUCACUUGUUCCUUGCAUGUAUUGCAGCAGCAAGUGAUGUUCCCUUGUACUAGACUAAUUAACUUCUCCCUUAACUGUAUCAAAAAUAUUCUGUCUGCCCUUAUCCUGUAAAUGUUGUAAUGUAACUGACUGUAUAGGCUAGCAAAUUUCAUUCAAGUUUCUUUAGCAUGGAGAGUUGUUACAUACAUGCAUUUAUGUGUUUUUAUCAUUGCUGUGGUCCUCUAAGUAAGUCAGUUACUGAUUGGUACUCUGUUCAUAUUUAACUUUCUCUCUGUUGUUAUUUGUUUUGUGGCUAUGUGCCUAAUUUUGCCUUACAAUUAUGAUUGAAGGACAAGCGAACUCAUGAUAGCUAUUCUUUAAUAUUUUCUAAAGGAAUGUGAUGUAUAUUUCCUGUCAUCAACAAAAGCUGGAAUUAUUUUGACAAUCCACAUCUUAAGUUGUUUCUGUGGAGUAUCUUGCUCUCCAUUCAUAUAGGUAAAAUUGUGAUGGUUCUUGUGGUUCUGUGUAUUGGCUGGCACAUUUACACCUGCCAAAUUCUUCAGCUGCUUUAUGUGGAUUGUAGAUGAUGAUGAAGCAGGAAUGCUUGAUUGCUUGAAAUGAGUUCUCUAGGUGCAAACUUUUGAAAAGAAGAAAUAAAAAAUAUGCGGAUGCUUUUAUCUUUGUUGAUCUCUUUGUGUUUGUUUUUCCUAUUAAUGACAUUCCCCAUAUACAGUCUUCUAUUGGUUCGCUCUUAACUGAUGCAAAACUUGUGCAAUCACUAUCAGAGUUUUUUGUGGCCAAUGUAGAGCAUUGCUCUGGAGUGCCACCAAUGAAUUUCUGGAAGUUGGACUGUUUUAUUCUCUUCUUGCCAUGCAAUGUGAGUGUGACCAUUGUAUUGGCUCAUUUAUGCAUGUUACAUUUGUCAACUGCUUUGUGCGCAUUGUAGAUGGCAAAGGACCAGGGAUGCUUGAUUGCUUGAAAUGAGCUCUAAAGGUGAAAUGAGCUCUCAAGUUGCAACAUACAAAGCUCGUGUAUUUUGUGGCCAAUAUAGAGGAUUGCUCUUGAGUGCCAGCAAUGAAGUCCUGCAAGUUGCUUCGUUCUACUUUCGUCUUGCCAUGCUACGCGAGAUACAGAAGUAUCAAUAACAGAUUCUCUUCUUCUGUUUGACAUACUUUUACAUACCAACUUUGAAACAAAUUGCUUCUUGAAAAUAAAGCCUGGUUGCUUGCGAUGCAUCAAUUAUUGCUAGAGAUAUUCCUCUACUAAAUUUCUUUUCAUGCCACUUUAAAAUGUGAUCUUAUGGAAAGAAAAUUGUUUUACUUUGUGAUGCAGCUAAUUGUACAAGUUAUACUGUGGAGGCUAGCUCACUUUGGCUGUCAAUUGUAGAUAAUUGAUCUAUGAUUUGUUCUCUGAUAUCUGAUUUUUACUUCCUUUCCUUCUCUUGCAUUAUUUUAUUGUUGCAGUACCCUUUUAGAUUAGCCCUAAUGUUUGGAACUUACCACUUAGAUCUAGAGCUGUAUGUUAGGCUGCUUAAGGGUUCAAUUUGGAGCCCAACUCCCAAAUACUUAAAUCUAAGUGAUUUAUGCAUGGUCUGGCUUCAAUUCAUAGUUUGGAUGAUGGCCCAGUCUCUCUAAGUCAUUAUUGCAAGGAUAAAGACAGCUGCUUUCCAGUCGUUACAAGUCAUUACUCUAUGAGAAUGAGCACCUUAAAUAUCAUGCUUAAAAGUUAUAGAAUCAAAGCCGAGUUUAGCAUAGCAGGACAGUUGAGGACUUAAUGGCAAACAAUUAACUGAAAGAUAGGAGAGAAGGUUAAGUACUUAUUUAUUCUUUUUUUGGGGGCGGGGGAUGGGGGUUGGUACUGCUGGGGGGCUAGUGUAGUACCAUCUUAGCAAAGAGGUCCUUACAUUUUGUGUCAUUAUUGACUGAACCCAAAUAGUUCUAAAGAAUGUUGAGAAAAUGCUGAUCCAAUGUGACAGCACAAAAGAAUGUAAUUUGCUUUCAGUUCCUUGUUUAUGCAUAUUAAGCAACUAACUGAUCUACAUCUUCCUUUAUUUACAUAGAUUGUCACCUGUUAGAAUGCUUUCAUGGGCAGUUUCCCUAGCAAACAAAUCCGCCCACUUAGGUUUAGCAGCUUUCAAAUCAUCUUCUGAGGGAACUGUAGUACUUUACCAUUUCUAAUUUGCAAAAUGAUUCCCUUUUGCUUUUUCACUCAAAGAACGGUACUAAUCUGCAGUUUCUCUAUACUGUAGUUUACAGAUCUGCCAGAAAACAGUGCAGAUAUAGUUUUGCUGCCAUUCCUGAAUUGCCAGCCCGAAGGUAGGUUGCCAACUCACUCCUGUAUCACUUUUCAUAAUUCCAGUCUUUCACCAUGUUAUUCUCAUUGACUGUGAUUUAUGGGAGAAAGAGUUGGAAGUAGAGAAAGUUGACUUUAGAGCCAUAAUAAACAAGAUGUGGUUGCUUACCAGGAAACAGCCCUUGUUACGAGUUCCUUUAUGUUUAUGAAAUGUUAAUUUAGUUUUCUAUGAAGUUGUAGACUGAGUAUCAGGUUCUCUACUUGACCUUUUGAUUGAAGGAAUAGUUUCAAACAAUUUGAGAUGACUCAUCCACACUUAUGACAAUAGUGGAAGCUUUUGGAGUUGAAGUAAAUUCUCUAUGUUUUUUUAAGAUACUUAGUAGACUCCCAUGAACUGGUGGUUUCUGCAUGAUUUGAUGAUCUCAAUCAAGUUUGACCUUAUUUAGCUCUUCCUGGGGUACCAGAGAUAGUGAAAGAUCAAAGAUCAUUGCUACUGAUGAAAAUGGAAAUUGAGUAUGGUGAUAUCUGGGUAGGAAAAAUAAGUGUUGGUUAGGGGAGAGAUGGUUCUAGUGUCAUCACUGACAAACUGUAUGGUGGACGUGGUAGUGAAGAUUAUGUCACAGGGUCAGUAUCUGGAAUUGAACUAUGUAAUUUUGACUUACUAUUUUGGAUGGUAAUAUUGACUAUUUGACUCGAACCAUCGGCCUGACGUUUAGGGGUUAAGAUUGUGGAACUGAAUUUGAUUGCUAAGUACAAUGUCUUUUUGAUUUAGUGUUUUGCUGUGGAGUCGUACUACUGGGUUGAUUUUUUAUGAGUUUAAGAUUGUGGAACUGGAUAUGAUUAAUUAGGUAGAAAGAGUACCUGGUACUUUACAUGCGUGAACACCUUCAUUGAAGCUUUGGAGUAGACUAGUGCAUAGAAAUGUGUGCAUACUGACAUCAGCUUGUUUAUGGUGCAGUGUCGGCAACUGCAAGUGCAAAAGUCCAGCUCUUUUAAUUCCGGUAAAACAGUAAUAAAACAAGAUGUCACAUGUAUUUCGAUACUAAAGAUAUAUAAAAAACUAAAGCAGAAAAGAGACAAAUUUUGACGGUAAUAAACAUGCUUUGCUGUAUUUAUUUCUUUGGUGAUAAGCAGUAAAAAAGUGUUUUUAGGUCAACAUUUAAUUGGUGGAGAAGGUAUGAAAGUUGAUAUGUUGGAGCUGCAAAAAUCAGUUGUUUUUUCUGUAGUAAAAUAAUUUCAUGUAACCUUUGGCCCAAUAAGACAUGCAAUUGCUCUGUAGAGGUAAAACAGUUUCGUUCUUUUGUUUUCAAAUAAGAUUUGCCUUUGCUUUAUGUUCAUCUUAGUCUCUUUCGUCAGCUCUAUCUGUUAUCUUAACUUCCAGUCUAAAGCACUAGAAAUCAUUUUGAGAUUCAAAGUGGAUGUGGCAAUCCUUAAGCGAGGCUUUCCGUUACUUGAAACUGCUCAUUUUCAUUAAUUCCUAAGUCAGCUGUUACAUUGUUUCUUUUCCAGAGUCCGAACUGCAUAAGCCUUGUUCACACUGCAUUCUGGAUUUGCUAUCUUCCCUUUGUUCAUGACAUGAUAAUUGCUAUAUAUAUAUAUGGUUCGUCUUAAGGAUAGGCUGUGUUUUGUGGGAAACAGUCACCUUCUCUGGCAAAAGACAUGGAGGACUCCAAGUCUACCAUGGAGAAUUCCAAGUCUACCAUGGAGAAACGGGUUUUGACACUACAAGAGAGAAAGCAACAAGCAGAUAAGGAACAAGAGGCAGUGGAGAAGGAAGUGCAGGAACUUUUGACUUGGACAGAUAUGAUCGAAGGCAUGGAUGAGUCUCAACUGAAAACAUAUGUCAAGAACAGGCCGAAACACCUGAAGACUGCAAAAUGGGAAAAACUUGGAAAGAGCAGAAGGUUUAAAGGGAUGGAAAAAUGUAAAAGAUCUGUCAGUAGUGGAAUAAUGGCCACUGUUUGGAAGUUUCACAAAGAAGGGGAUGGCGGUUCUAUCUAGUCUCUGUUUACUUCAACAAUGUGGCUCUAUUUUCAUCUUCUUCGUGUGUGUAUUUUGUGUGCGCGCCCGUGCGUGCGUGCGUGCGGGCGUAUGUUAAGGCUAAGAGAGGCAAUUAGUACAUCUUGCAAGUAUAUACCUACCAUAAAAUAUGUGUCUGAUAUUCAUAUCUCCUCUGUACAUGGUUCAUUGUUGUCAUCGAACUGCAAACUUGUUAUUAUCUCUGCAUUAUUGGCUCA